This is a messenger RNA of Pelodiscus sinensis (Chinese soft-shelled turtle), 453 nucleotides long. The record is from RefSeq and is a predicted model, not a curated record. Lineage: Eukaryota; Metazoa; Chordata; Testudines; Trionychidae.
GGAAAAGGGAGCCGCCUGCUAGCCACUGCGCUAUAAGAAGGGCGGCGUCGCCUCGGGGAUGAAGCACGUGGAGACCAACACGUACAACAUCCAGCGGCUGCUGCACGUGAAGGGCAAGAAGAAUGUGGUAGCUGGAGAGGUGGAGAUGAGCUGGGACAGCUUCAACAAGGGGGACGUUUUCCUGCUGGACCUGGGCAAGCUCAUCAUACAGUGGAACGGCCCCGAGAGCAACCGCACCGAGAGGCUGAAGGGCAUGAACCUGGCCAAGGACAUCCGGGACCGGGAGCGGGGCGGGCGCUCCCAGGUGGGCGUGGUGGACGGCGAGGACGAAGACGCCUCCCCUGGGCUGAUGAAGAUCCUCACCCACGUACUGGGGGAAAGGAAGACGAUCAAGGCCGCCAUCCCCGACGCCGUGGUGGACCAGACGCUGAAAACCUCGCUCAAGCUCUACCA